This is a messenger RNA of Alternaria arborescens, 981 nucleotides long. RefSeq lists its product as hypothetical. The coding region runs from base 1 to 981 and encodes 326 amino acids. The transcript has a single exon. The record is from RefSeq and is a predicted model, not a curated record. NCBI's taxonomy places the organism in Eukaryota, Fungi, Ascomycota, Dothideomycetes, Pleosporales, Pleosporaceae.
AUGCUGGCCCUCCUCAGAGACGACCUUGCGUCGCAAAUCGUUGCGAACUACGAACACGACCUUCAGACAGUAUAUGCAGAUUUCACUAGGAAAUGGAUCGAAACCAUGGAUGAUUUGAAUCUUCUCGGUCAUUGCGAUGGCUAUGGCGAUCAUUACCAACGUAAAGAAGCGCUGGAUUGUUCGUGGGUUGUCAAUCUGUCGAAAGAGAUCAAGCAGCUGACAAGCAACUACCACUGUCGUUAUCGCGCGAACGGAGACAUGAAAGCGUGCUAUUGCUUUCAAGAUACCGACCUCAUCGUACGCGGUGUGAUUGUCGACAAGAUCGAUGGGUUCAGUGGGCGGCGUCAUUGGAAUGAUGAUUCCGGUGAGCUUGUAGAUUUCUUAGGACCAGAGUCCCAUGGAAACCCGUAUGGAGCAGACGCAGACCAUGAAGAAGCUAUCUGGAGGGCUUUGGUAGGCGACCGAAAUUAUGAAGGCGACCGAGCACCUCGAAAGUAUGCUUGCGUACUUGAUAUCGCUAUCCUCGACACAUCAUGUCUAUCAUCCGAUCCUACCAGUAACAGAACCAUUGAUGAGGUUCAAUACAAUCUUCAUCUCUGGCGGAUAAGGAACGCAAAGAUGAAAAUCAAAGGCAAACCACUGUCAUCAUAUCUCGGGAGCAUGGGUAUCUUACAAAAGGACCCGACGACAUACAAUGAAGCUGCAGGGCGGGUUGACAGGUUUCUGUGGAACAGACGAUUGGUUUCAACCGCUUCGGGUUACGUUGGAAUAAGGCCUCAUUUUAUUCAGAAAGGCGAUAUCAUAGCAGUCAUCGGAGGCUGCGCUGUGCCUCUUAUUCAGCGACCACGGUGGCAGCAAAAGCCAGGACGUCUCAAAUACGAGAUACUUGGCGAGUGUUUCGUUUAUGGGAUCAUGGAUGGGGAGAUUGAACAGAGCGUGAGGGAAGAAAGACAUGCUCUUGUUGAUAUCAUGAUUUCGUAG